AUGAAUCAUGAACCUGACUGUCUGCCAGCAUUCCCUCUCGACGAGCUUGCACCAUUGUCAUGUAAAGGCAGAGGUCCUGACUGGCAUAAUCCUGCGAAUAUUGGAACAAAUGACGUUGCCGGGAACUUCUCGAUCACUCUUGUCGAUGCUCUCGACACGUUCAUCGUUCUGAACGACCGUCCCGGCUUUGAAGCUGCUGUCCGGAACGUCAUCAAUUGGGUUUCAUUUGACGUCGACACCAAGCCACAGGUUUUCGAGACCACCAUUCGGGCUUUGGGCGGGUUGCUCUCCGGUCACUUAUUUGCUAAUCAGACAGGACAGCCUUUUCAUUUACCUUGGUACCGCGGCGAGCUGCUUGCUAUGGCCCACGACCUGGGUCAUAGGCUUUUGCCUGCGUUCGCAACUCCCACAGGCAUACCCUAUGCAAGACUAAAUCUUCGACAUGGUCUUAUAAAAGGAGAGUCUUUCGACACUUGUGCUGCCGGUGCAGGAUCUCUCAUACUCGAGUUUGGCACUUUGAGUCGCUUGACUGGCGAUGCACGUUUUGAGAAGGCAGCCUAUAAAGCAUUUUUCGCUCUAUGGAACCGUAAGUCAGAUAUUGGUCUCGUAGGGAACACGAUCAACAGUUGGACCGGGUCGUGGCUCCAUCCCGAAAUCUGUAGCAUUGGAGCAGGGAUAGAUUCCUUUUUUGAAUAUGCUCUCAAGUGGUAUAUCAUGAGUGGCGAGGUUGAAUUUCUCGAUGUUUGGCAGGAGGCCUAUGCCGCAGUUAUGCGGUACGUUCGAGCGCCGGACGGAUUUUCCUAUCGGAAUGUUAACCUGUAUACGGGUGAUGCAGCAUAUUCUACGUUUGAUUCGCUUUCGGCUUUCUGGCCUGGACUGCAAAUUCUCGCAGGCGACAUUGAAAACGCCAUUAAGUCGCACAUGACGUAUUGGAACAUAUGGAGAAAGCAUUCAGGUUUACCAGAAGUAUGGGAUAUGAACUUUCGACAGGCAACAUCAUUGCAAUAUCCACUGCGUCCAGAAUUCGUGGAAUCAACUUGGUACUUGUACAGGGCUACCCACGAUCCUUUUUACCUCGACGUGGGCGCACGAAUCCUGUUCGACAUCACUACACGAGCUAAGGUCGAUUGUGGCUUGGCGACGAUCAAAGAUUUGCGUACAAACGCACGCGAAGAUCGUAUGGAGUCUUUUGUGCUCUCUGAGACCCUGAAGUAUCUUUAUCUACUUUUUGACGAGGCCAAUCCGCUACACACCGACGAUUCAAAUUAUGUCUUGUCGACGGAGGGCCAUAUUCUCUGGCUGGAUCGAGAUCGGCUCAAACCUAUUUCUGCUGCACGUCGCAAGCUGCGGGGGGUCGAACAUCAUCAGUGUCCAGAGUACCAGCCCCCUUUGAUCGCCUUCGAUGAUUGGACGGGGGAAAGUGGCUUGUCCGUUGGGAUACGCGCUAGGUCGGACGCAGACUACAUACGAGAACUUGUUGGUGUCCGCCCCUCAGAUCAAGACGCCACGGCCUGGUUUCCCGGUGGCUGGUGCGAGUUACCGAAAAUGAGCCUCUUCUCGUAUGAUUUCAUUUUGUCUCCGGGCGGACAGAAUGUUCCUGAGGAUAUAAACCCAACUUCCGAAAAGCUCGUGCACGUCUCAGAUGGAUACACAUUAUACAACGUGAGUGGUAUCAGGGCGCACAUUGUCAGCCGCCUUGAUGGCAAAGGAUACGAUGUCACAAAACUUGGACCCUACGCAGUGAAAACUGGCCAAUUAGUCUACGUCAGAGACCCGAACUUGAAUCUCGCCCCGCUGGACAUGAAAGACGCAUUCAAACGCGGCGGGAUUUCUCGCAAUCCGGAAGUUCGAUUGCGCUUCAACCUGGACUACGUCGACCCCUUGUUCCAAAUGCAGACCACCCUGCGCGAACCUGUGACAGAAUUCACCGUCACUGCGUCCACGGCAUUCUUCGGUGGCGAUCCGACAAUCUAUGAUCCUGACCCCAUUUCCGGCGUGUCUUCUCUACGCUUUGGACAUGGUGAAGGUGUACAGGUCCUCCGAGUACCUGAGAAUCCUUAUGGAUGUGUCCCAUAUACCCAACGCUUUGACGGUGAUGCGGUCAUCGUGAAGAGAGGUGAAUGCACUUUUCUGGAGAAGCUAGUGUUUGCUCGCGAAGCCGGUGCAUCGGGUGUAAUAGUCCUCAGCGACGAGGAGAUCUACAUCAACCCAACCGCGGACGCUCCCGAGCUGGCUGAAGUCGGUGAAAUCAUCAAGGACGUGGUCGUAGUUGUGUUGCGACGCUCCGGAGGGAAGGUGGUCUCCGAGAUGUUGGAUGCUGCCGAAAGGUUAAGAAUCGCCCGAAUUGUGGUUUCGGUUCAGCCAGAAGCCCAGCCCACGUUAGAUCAUGGAAAAGACUAUCAGGACACAUUGAAGGACAACCACCGCGUGCUCUAUCUUAACGGACAUCCAUUGCUAAACACAAGGUUGAUGGUAUAG
Molecule: messenger RNA, 2478 nt
Organism: Fibroporia radiculosa
Lineage: Eukaryota; Fungi; Basidiomycota; Agaricomycetes; Polyporales; Fibroporiaceae
Exons: 15
Coding region: 1-2478 (825 amino acids)
Biological process (GO): carbohydrate metabolic process; endoplasmic reticulum mannose trimming; mannose trimming involved in glycoprotein ERAD pathway
Cellular component (GO): endoplasmic reticulum; membrane
Molecular function (GO): mannosyl-oligosaccharide 1,2-alpha-mannosidase activity; calcium ion binding
Source: RefSeq, a predicted model, not a curated record